Molecule: messenger RNA, 1908 nt
Organism: Dufourea novaeangliae
Lineage: Eukaryota; Metazoa; Arthropoda; Insecta; Hymenoptera; Halictidae
Gene: exex
Exons: 3
Coding region: 1-1908 (635 amino acids)
Biological process (GO): central nervous system development; regulation of DNA-templated transcription; spinal cord motor neuron cell fate specification
Cellular component (GO): nucleus
Molecular function (GO): DNA-binding transcription factor activity, RNA polymerase II-specific; sequence-specific double-stranded DNA binding
Source: RefSeq, a predicted model, not a curated record
AUGCAUUUCGACGCGCAGGGCGCCUUGGAGAAUUCGUAUUUACGGCAACAGGAACGAGAACGUCGAGCCCAUCUGCGACAAGAAACGAAUCAGGAUACUGUUUACGCGCAAAGUGUUCGGGUAAGUAGCCGUGGACAAAGUGGCUCGCCUCUGUUGUCGGAGGAAACGAGAUCAGCCAGCAGCGUCCCGGUUGGGAGCGAAACCGUUGAAACAGUGGAAGAGGUACGUGUCGUGGCGAACGAUUCUCCGUUGCAGCGCGAAAACGUGUCGCGAAUGUCGAGGUAUCGCGAGGAACACGACGCGAAACGACCAUCCUCCCUCUCCGUUUCUGUCUCCGUCUCGAAGCAGGAGCACGAGUCGUCGAGUAUUUUUCGAGAUCGGGAGGACACCGCCGUAAAGUGUUUCACCGAGGAAAUGGUGUCCGUAGUGGCGAAUCGUUACAGGGGAUCGGACAAUUCACCAGACAGAACGUCCCCGCACGGAUAUUCCGUUCAUUCGAGCGACAAACGGAACGUUUCGCUGGGCAAGACAUCAUUCUGCAUCGAUGCGUUACUUGGCCGAGCGACGGGAAAACAGGAGAAUCUCGAUCACGAUCGAUCGGAACGCGAUCGAAGCUUUCCGCUCGCCACGAGAAAUCCUACCGUCGACCUGAAUUCCUGUUUAGGGAAUAGCUCUGUUCUGCACGGUCACGAAAGGGUAUCGCCUUGUACCCUCGGAAUAUCUGGAGGGGUCCUAGGUGGAAUUUCAACGCGAACCGAUGGAACGGAUGAUCAAAGGACGUCUUCGUCGUCUAUGACAAGGCUCCCGAAUCCGUUCGACAGACCCAUGCAACAGAGCUCGGUCUCGCCGAGCUUGGAAAUUGUUCGCGAUGGAAACGACCGGCAAGACAUUCAUGAACAACCGAUACGGGAUGUUCGUUUGUCCAACAUACGCGUCGAUUCCGUAGAAGGUACAACAACCACCGCGACAGCGACAGAUGUUUCGAUUCAACGAGGCAAAACUAUUUUUCGGGGGGAUCGUGUGGCGAUCGGUAACGGAGGAUUUCGCAUCGAUCGAUUGGACAGCGUCGAGGACGACGGAACGAUGGAAGUCGAUCCUACGAGAACCGGAAGCGCUAGUUCUGGAAGUAACGCCAGCCAUAGUCCAGUCUCGAGUCCACCGAUCUCCCCGGGAUCGGAGGAACCUACCGGCAACGGUGUUCCUGGCAAUUCGAAUUUACCGACCGGCCAUUACGGCGCACUUGGCACUGGUACCGCUGUAACUCGACAGAAUCAAGCCCUUCUUUUACACCCGAGCGGACCCCUUAUUCAUCCCGGCGGAUUGUAUUAUCAUCCUGCGAGUGGCAGCGCGUUUCACUCGAUACACAAAGAAGGCCAGCCCAUUGGACACUCACAGGCUUCCGGACCUCAUCCUCAGCAACAUCACAUUCAUCCACUCCAACUGGAAUGGCUAGCUAGGACUGGCAUGUUAUACCCCAGAUUACCAGCCGAUUUAGCUGGUUGCGCGGCGCAGCACGCUCUUCUUGGGAAAACUAGAAGACCAAGAACAGCUUUCACUUCGCAACAGCUUCUCGAAUUGGAAAAACAAUUUAGACAAAACAAAUAUCUCAGCAGACCGAAGAGGUUCGAAGUGGCCACUUCGUUGAUGCUCACAGAGACACAGGUGAAAAUUUGGUUCCAAAAUCGGCGAAUGAAGUGGAAAAGGAGUAAAAAGGCGCAACAAGAGGCACGUACGAAUAACAAAGUGGAAGACGGAGGCAAUACGAGGAAUACCGAGAGGGAAGCUGGAAGCGGUGAUCCUAGCGGAAACUCACCGAGUUCGCAGGAGGACGCCAAGGGAACAUUACAGGACACACAACGUGGUACGACUGAUCUGCAAGAACCGCUUUAUCGGCCUUACGUGGUAUAA